Saprolegnia parasitica CBS 223.65 is the source of this 603-nucleotide messenger RNA. RefSeq lists its product as hypothetical. Lineage: Eukaryota; Oomycota; Saprolegniomycetes; Saprolegniales; Saprolegniaceae. The record is from RefSeq and is a predicted model, not a curated record. Bases 1 to 603 code for a protein of 200 amino acids. The transcript is spliced from 5 exons.
AUGUCCCGCGCGGCCCGGGUCGUCGUCGACCGCGUCGCGUCGCUCCGGGAGGAAGAAGAGUCCAAGGUCCACGGGCCCGAGCGAGGCACGGGUCGUAGCUGGCGUGGUGCUCCACCCGUCACCGGGAUCAAACAACGGGCGGCGCAAGCGUUGCGACACACGUUCGUGCGUCUGCUACCCGAGCCCGCGGCGCUCCGGGAAAUCAUUGAACGCCGCAACACCACGACGUUCUCCAGCUUCAACGAGCCCCUCGUGCUCAUGAAGAAGCACUUGCCAAUCCAGCCCGUGGCCGCGAAAGUGCCCGUGUGGCUCAAGGGCAGCGCGCUCUUCAUCCGCCGAGGCCGUGAACGUUUCUUCUCGGUCACCAACAGCGACGUGUGGAUGAUCAUCAAGACCAACGACGGGUCGCUUGUGUUUUCGACAAUGGACCACGAGAAGUGCUCGGAGAUGCUCAACAAAUCCGUCGAGCUCUUCGCUGAGACGUACACAUUCACGGCCUCGGCGGAUGAAGAGCGCGCUGCCUUGAGCCACAUGGGCACUUUCGAGGCCACGGGCUGGCUCGUCCUUGGGUUCAAGAAAGGGCAGGACGUCUCGCGCUCGUGA